UGAAAGGCACAGUACUCAGGGUUGCAGGAUGGGAUACGCCUAGACCGGUCGCCUCGAAGCCACCUCGGACAAGUAGUCGGGCUAAAGGCUCCAGCCAUAACCUACAAUUACUACUACACUGAUAACAUACAGAAGGCAAAGUUAGGCAAGAGCGAGACCAACCUGCACCUUGCCGACAUGGCUCCUUCCUUCUGUCCAGAGGUUGACUAUGUCCUCUCACCGUUCGAUUGGACCACGCUACCCCUCCAACCAGAGCAGAUAAAUAUCGGAGUUGACAGGAUACUAUCGGAAGAGUCUAGAACCAAGGACUGAGCAGCAGCUGAGUUUACAACAUCUUCUACAGUGUUCGGCCUCGUGUAAAAUAUCAGCUUAACCCCCAUGUGAGUCCCGAAACAGCUGUUUUCCUCUUUGGAAUACACAUCCUGCCCUAUGGUUGUUUGCUUAGUGACUUAAUCUUCUCUAGAUUCUCUUGCUUGCUCCCGCUACUCACAAUGUCCUCUCAUUAUUCUCCUAUUCCCAACCGUGAACAUGCCGCCCAUGGUUUCGUCGGCCAACCUUUGCCGACUACAAGAGGGUUGAAAGUGUCGUUAAUCAUCAUCUUCCUUUUUUAUGGGGUGCUUGGCGGGGUAGGAAUCUGGUUUGCCGGCACAGCCGGCAGAAGUUGGGAUGGGGAUACCGAAAACCUGACGACUGUGCUUGCCAUUCUUGGUGCCAUAUUCAGUUACGGGGCUCGAGAGUUACAGUCGAAAUGUCAAACAGCACGUAUGCAAUAUUUGGUGGGGAAGGGGGCUGCCGAGGCAGUGUCACUGAAAGACAUCCAUGAGAUGGACAUGGCAAUCCGUGGGCCAAGCGCUCAGAUACUAUCCACCGGGUUGUCGCCAAUGUUUUACAGACUCUUGUUCCCCAUCCUCGCGAUUCUGAUGUCUGCAGUAUUCAAGAAGGCUCUGACUACCGCCCUGCAAGCUUCCCAGGUGGUACUUGAUGCCAAAGCCUCGACAUUGCUGGACCCUGUUGAUGUGGGCAAUGGUAUUCGAGGCUCUUCGUGGCCCGGAGCAAUUCUGUACAAUAGCACCUCGAGCCUAGGAAGUGGAUUCAACCCUGCACAGAGCGCAUGGACAUACAUCGUUGCGAAUAGAAGCGACGCCUCCGGCGUCGACACUGUUGAGUACUUGAUGCCCUGCAUGCCUGCUUUGGUUGCUUCAGGCUCGGCUGGUUACCUCAACGCCUCGAUUACCGAUGUUCCUAUGCUAUCUGUCACAGUCAGGUGUGGCCCGACGUACCAGGUCCUCACUGGGGGCGAAGGCUCCAUCCAAAACAGCAACAAUGCCAUCGAGCUUUUCGGCCUCCUGGAUGGAACUGCGCUCAUCCAGAUAAGUACAGGUACGGAUACCGCGUGGCAGUGCACCGCAGCACUUGGAACUACAACCGGCUCAGCUUUCUAUGUAUCAGACAUGAGUGGAAACUGGAACUACUCCUCCACCGUAACGGAUUCGGUCGAUCUGUAGCUUUUAUGACCACACCAGCCAGAUGGAAUAUGAUGGCGGACAUUAUUUCUGACGCCUUGGGAACUACCGCUGGCUACUCCGGCUGGGACUGGAACACAUCAACC
Messenger RNA from Exophiala viscosa, 1609 nucleotides. RefSeq lists its product as uncharacterized. Bases 492 to 1505 code for a protein of 337 amino acids. The transcript has a single exon. NCBI's taxonomy places the organism in Eukaryota, Fungi, Ascomycota, Eurotiomycetes, Chaetothyriales, Herpotrichiellaceae. The record is from RefSeq and is a predicted model, not a curated record.